AUUUAGGCGUGAGAAAUUUCUAUGAUGGCUAUAAAAUCUUUUAUGAAACCUGUUACAAUAUACACGACUAUUAGAGCUCAGAAUUCUAACUUUUUUUCUUCACAAUCAUAACGGAAAAGAUCAAAUAGAUGGGAUGUAGUGGGGGAGCAUUGAGAUUGCCCCAGUCAAGGGCUAAGUUUACGCCGGUCAAGAUAUAAGCUUCCAUUCUCAUCCUAGAGAGAGAGAGAGAGGAUCGGAGGAUGAACUUCCUUAUGUUUUUGGUCCCAUGCGGGACCACGGAAUCCCAAGGGCGUGGGCGUAUUUUGAGAUCAUUCCCAGGAUUUGGGGUUCAGUCUCGCGGAAUUCAUUAUAUGGAGGAGCGACCAGAAAGAUUGAUGCACGAGUCUGAGAGAGAGAAGGAGACAUGUGCCGCCGGCGUGGAGUCUCUGUCUUCCUCUUAAUAGUCGCCAUUGUUGUUUCACCAGCUCUUUCUCUCUCAUCACACUCCCCGACUUGCAAAGCAUGGAUUGUACAGUCCAUCCCUACCGAUAUGCCCCACCUCCCACCAGUACCCGGCGUUCUUUCAACAGAGGAGGUGUUGCGAUGGCUUGCUGGUAAUUCGACGAGCAAACUGCAGAUAAUAGCACAGUAUUGGCAGCUACUUGCGCAACCCAAUGACCCUCGCUCUGGUGACUAUGGCUUCUCCCUCUCUGAUUUGAGAAGAUUUGGGGCUUCAUCAGGUCUCUCUGUAUACAAAGCCAUUGAAGCUGCAGCUGAUCGAAAUGUUAAUGUCAAGAUUGUUCAGCACUCUGGUGUAUAUCCAGAUUAUGAGCAAGAAUCAGCCCAUCUUGCUUCAGGGAGACCCAAUGUAGAGAAUGUAACCUUAUUGCUCGGCGAUUGGUGGGGUUCUGGUAUAGUCCAUGCAAAAGUUUGGAUAUCUGAUAACAAAGAUGUCUAUAUUGGAUCUGCAAACAAUGACUGGAAGUCCCUUACUCAGGUUAAAGAGGUUGGAAUAUAUCUUGUGGAUUGCCCUAAUGUAGCUUCAAAGGUGGAUACAUACGUCAACAACUUGUUGAAACUUGCUUCUCUGAAUUCUUCACUAUACACUAGAACAGUUUGGGAUAGUGAGUGGCAAUCUCGUAGAAAAGUUCCUUGCUGGUCUCAUUUCGUUGCUCUGAAGGAGAGAUGCAGGUCCCCUCUUCCUACAUAUAUUGAGACUCCUAAUGUGAUGGGUUACCCUGUAAUAUCAGACCCUUUUAUGUUCAAAAUACGUAUUGAUACACCAGGGCACAAUAAAAGCACAUCAAAGGAGAGCCUCAGCUAUCUUUCUUUUUCUCCUCCCGAGCUCUCAUUUGGCAAGUUUCAGACAGAUGAACAAGCAUGGAUAGAUACAAUCAAGUCCGUUAAUUUUGGAGGAACCGUUAGGAUGAAUACCAUGGAUUGGCUCAGCCAGUCUCAAUAUGUAGAUCAAACUAUCUAUUGGUCUUCACUCUCAUCUGCAAUAUCAGAGGUGGUUUUCUCCAAGCAAGCAACCGUGAAGAUUCUAGUGGCAUAUUGGGGACACUUCAUAGAAAACACAGAUCAAUAUCUCAAGUCCCUCCUUUAUUCCAACAUACUCUGUUCAUCUUCGAAAUAUAACAAAUGUGGUGGCAAGGUUGAGAUCAAAUAUUACAAGGUACCUGGUUUCAAUUCGACUGGACCAGCCAUUAGAGAGGGCAAUAGAACAGGGAAUAUUUACCCUGGUUAUACCAGGGUUAACCAUGGCAAAUAUGCAGUGAGUGAUGUGCGGGCCCAUAUUGGAACAAACAACCUUGUAUGGGAUUACUUUUAUACGACAGCCGGUGUGAGCUUUGGGACAUAUAAUGAAGCCAUUGUUUCACAACUGCAAGAAAUCUUUGAUGCAGAUUGGGAUUCUCCUUACGCUGUCUCAGUUGAGCCAUUGCAGGGAGCUUGAUGGUCACCAACCUCAAGGAAAUUGUAUGCUCUUCAAGAGAUUUUGAUUGUUUUUUUGGAGUAUGAAUCAUUGCACAUUUAAACACGUAGCUUUGUGGGCAGCUGGUUUCAUGGAUCCAAAGCCUCUCUCUCUCUCUCUCUGCUUGUGUAUGCGCACAUGCACAUACACACCCUUCUAAGGAAUGUUUGCAGUAGAAACCAGUUGUACAAUCCUUAAAUUCUAAACAUGGGAAACUUCUUUAUCAGAAUAAGAUGUCAGCAACAAUGAUAAUAACUAGUAACUACAUGCAUCAGACCUGAAUGAUGUAUGCUAUCAUCAACUUUAAAU
Molecule: messenger RNA, 2260 nt
Organism: Amborella trichopoda
Lineage: Eukaryota; Viridiplantae; Streptophyta; Magnoliopsida; Amborellales; Amborellaceae
Molecular function (GO): catalytic activity
Source: RefSeq, a predicted model, not a curated record